Molecule: messenger RNA, 2124 nt
Organism: Drosophila rhopaloa
Lineage: Eukaryota; Metazoa; Arthropoda; Insecta; Diptera; Drosophilidae
Gene: Herp
Product: homocysteine-responsive endoplasmic reticulum-resident ubiquitin-like domain member 1 protein
Exons: 4
Coding region: 320-1738 (472 amino acids)
Biological process (GO): endoplasmic reticulum unfolded protein response
Molecular function (GO): protein binding
Source: RefSeq, a predicted model, not a curated record
ACCCAAGCUCAUCUCUGGCCACAGGUCAGAAUCAAAUGGAGACGACUUUUUAAUCAACUGCGGAACGUUUACUGCGUUUCAUAAUCAAUAAUUCUCUGCUGGCAGCCCAAACACCGAAAAAACAGCUGGGUAAACCAAACAACAACAGAGCAAAUACAACCAAAUCAAAUGUCAAGUUCGGAAUAAAACUAUAAAAGAAAAUCCCAGGAAGUGGCAGUGAGACACAGUGGCUGCGAAAAAUUGUGCCCGCUAGCGCUGCUAAAACCCGUGGCCAUUAAUUAGCGAUAGAAAGUUCUCCGAUUUGCGGGGUCAACGAGAUAUGGAGGAAACCGCCGCAUCCCCCGCUGCCGCCACAGCCGCGGGAUGCGAUGCUGCCGCCCACGAGAAGACUCCGGACUCGCCGAUCUCCCCCAGCGGUUCCAGUGUCCGGCUGCUGAUUAAGUCAUCCAACCAGCAGUACGAGGAUCUCAAUGUGGACUCUGAUCUCUGCUGGACGGUCCAACGUCUGAAGAAGCAGCUAUCCCUGGUCUAUCCUGGCAAACCGAAAAUCCAAGAUCAGAAGCUGAUUUACUCUGGCAAGCUAUUGGAUGAUUCCCAAAAGUUAUCGGAGGUGAUACGCAGCUAUAAGGAUGUCUACCAGCAGCACCACAUCUUUCAUUUGGUGUGCGCCACAAAGCAAGUAAUAACGCCGCCACCUAAGACUGUUACUGUGCCGCCAAAGGAGGCAGUACCAGCGUCGCAGGAUGGAAGCGGGAAUGCAAAUGAGCUACGACAACGUCAUCCCACACAACAGCAACCGGCACAGCAGGCAGGUGCUGCAUUGCCCACGCCAGGUUUGGCCAAUCCUUGGGCGCAUUUCUGGCAGCAAAAUCAGGCAGCAGCCGCUAGUGCUAGUGCUAUUGGUAACCCUCAUGCUCUGUUCCAGCAGCAGGCACUGAUCUACAACGCUUGGAUGCAGCAGGUGUACGCUCAAUACAUGCAGCAGUACGCUCGUUCUACGUUGCCUGGCUCGAACGAAUCUGUUUUGCCGCCGCUGCCUCAACACCUUAUGACCCAAGUCCCGCUGAUUGCUGCGCGAAAUUUCGCCGAGGCACAACCAGUGGCAGGAGCAGCUGCAGCCCCAGCGGCACAGGCACCACCUGCCCCUCAGAUAAAUGGGGCGCCACUUAACAGACCAAAUUUUCCCAACAUCCAGGAGGAACCCGAAAUGCGCGACUGGCUGGAUAGUUUCUUUAGCUUUACCCGAUUGGCAAUUUUCGUAACAGUUUUAUACUUUAACUCAUCGCCGCUGCGUUGCUUGCUGGUGGUGCUUAUUGCUGGAGCGAUUUAUCUGUAUCACAUUGGUGUCCUACGUCGUCGCCGUGAACGAAACAAUAACAACAUAAACCGUAAUAACAAUGCUGACGAUGCUGCCGCCUUUGCUGCAGUGCAGCAAAUUCAGCGGAUGAUGGAUGCCGCAGUGGAGCGGGAGAACAACGAUCCCCAGGCGGCCAAUGAGCCUGGUGCAGUUCCAGCAGCGGGUCCUGCUGGCGCUGCUGCUGGACAGGAUGUAAUCGAUGCACCAGCUGCUGCUGCUGCUCCCGUUGCAGCAUCCGCUGCUAAUACGGACCCGGCUGAUCUUUCCGCUGAAGCCGUUGCCGUGGAACCACCAAAUGCCAAUAACUCUGUGAUUUCCGUUGUGCGCACCUUUGUCAUCACCUUUUUCACAUCGCUGUUGCCCGAGGCGCCGGCGCUGUAGAGGAUUGAUAUUUGGAAUCUGCAGUGGAACCCAGUGGGACAUCCGCGAACCAGCUUUACAGCUUUACGGCUUUCUUUUUUCUAACCACCCGUAAUCAAAAUGUUAUUCCGUUUCCUUUCGGUUUUGCAUACCUGAAAUGUAGCAAAAACUCACCUUUGUUUUACUAGCUGUAAUAAUCAUGUAUAUUUAUUUUCUGUGCAUGAGACGAGCUACGAUUUCGUGGCCGCUGCUCCAGUAGAUUGUAGAAUUUUAGAUAACUAAGAAAGUAAACUGUUUUUGAUGUGAAUAGUAAAAUGAUUACAAUCUGCACUGAAAUCUGUGCCAGAGGCGAACCUAUAAAACCAAGAUGCAAUUAAAAAUAAAACAUAUGCUUUAACACCAAAAAA